Messenger RNA from Trachymyrmex cornetzi, 609 nucleotides. Its product is annotated as putative gustatory receptor 28b. The transcript is spliced from 3 exons. Gene Ontology annotation, cellular component: dendrite; axon; neuronal cell body. NCBI's taxonomy places the organism in Eukaryota, Metazoa, Arthropoda, Insecta, Hymenoptera, Formicidae. Gene Ontology annotation, biological process: chemosensory behavior; male courtship behavior; sensory perception of taste. Bases 1 to 609 code for a protein of 202 amino acids. The record is from RefSeq and is a predicted model, not a curated record.
AUGGUAAAUGAUAUAAAAUUGUGUGUUCCUGGAUUGAUUUGUCAUAUACAAAGAAAUCAAAUUUUAUUAUUAAAACUUAAGGCCCUAAAAAAGUGGCAUUUGAGGGUUAGUGACACAGUGCAAAUGCUGAACACAAUCUUCGGUUUGCAACUCCUUGCUAUUAUAGUUAUGGCCUUUACUAAUGUCACUUUUGAUAUUUACUCUGAUGUAGUGCGCUGGCAAGAUGGAUUUAUUAGUUUUGAUAUGCAUUUUUUUCACAUGUUUUACUCACCAAUACCAUAUUACGUUAUAAAAAUGGCGCUACUUGUGUGGGCCUGUGAGACUGGCAAGAACCAAGCGCAAGAGAUCAGCACUACAGUUCACGAUCUACUUAACAAUAUCAAAGAUGAGCAGAUAAAGAAUGAGUUGCAGCUGUUUUCUUUACAAAUAUUACAUCAUAAAAAUACAUUUUUGGCAAAAGGUUUUACUAUAGAUACGGCGCUUCUUACAGCAAUAAUGGGUAAAAUUACUACGUAUCUAAUAAUCACGAUACAAUUUUUAAACAUGUCGCAUUCUUGCGACAGAGAAACAGCAGUCAAUGUUAACCAAUCUAAUUACAGAGAUACAUAA